Molecule: messenger RNA, 825 nt
Organism: Dicrocoelium dendriticum
Lineage: Eukaryota; Metazoa; Platyhelminthes; Trematoda; Plagiorchiida; Dicrocoeliidae
Source: the annotation of a GenBank genome assembly
AUGACCAAGCCAGUUCUUUACUCCUUCUACAGAAGCUCGGCGUCUUACCGCGUCAGAAUAGCACUGGGCUUAAAAUGUAUUGACUAUGAAUAUCGGGCAGUUAACAUGGUUGCCGAACCUGGUGAGCAAUAUGCAGAAGCCUAUAAGAAACUUAACCCGAAAUGUGAAGUUCCCACUCUGCUCAUCGAUGGCGUUGUUUUGACGCAAUCAUUGCCUAUCAUGGAAUAUCUUGAGGAGACACGUGGUGAUCAAGGUUGUUCUCUGCUUCCAAAAGACCCCGUGAAGCGCGCCAUUGUUCGCAAAUUGGCCGAACUCAUCAACUCAGGUAUACAACCUCUGCAAAAUCAUUCAGUGAUGCGCUAUCUACCACCUGAAGUCUCUCGAGAGGAAUGGGCUAGCCAUUGGAUCAAUAGAGGUUUCCAAGCUUUGGAGUCGGAACUGAAACAAUGCGCUGGAAAAUAUUGCUUUGGCGAUGAGCUCUCUAUGGCAGAUAUUUGUCUGGUUCCUCAAGUGUUCAAUGCUCACCGUUUCCACGUUGAUAUGACUCCUUAUCCGAUCAUCUCCCGGAUCGCUGCCACCCUUCAACAAAUCGAGGCUUUCAAGAAGGCAGCCCCUGCCGCCCAGCCCGAUGCUGUCUGAUCCCAAUUCCUCCGUGCUGCCAACUAACGGCUUUUUGCUUUUUCAUGAUCUGCAUGAUGGUGAUUGCUCGCUUCUUUCCACAUGCCACUGUUUCUCACAACUUUAUAUGACAAGCUUAAUUUUGGAUCCUAUUCAUCAAUGAUUUACGUUGAUCAUUUUUUGGAUAAAAUCCGUCAAUCGAUCUUA